UCUAGUGUAGUUCUGAAUAUCAGACUGAAAUGGGGACAUUUCUUGGACAUCUAGUACCUGGAUUGGCCUUAGCCCUCCUUGGUUUUUGGCAUGCAAUUAGUACCAUUAGAUCCAACUAUCAUAAUGGAACUACAAAAUUCAGAUCAAGGUUUUGGUACCCUUUCAAGAGUACUCCCCUUCCUACUCUACAAUACAUUGAUCUCAUUCUUGUCUUGUCGUUCUCCGUAUUUUGUAUAGUUAUCCAGUUCAUAGACUUACCUUCUCUUCACUUAUCAUUCAAGCUUCAUAAUAUUGAACAUGCUACCAUGUUCCUUCACUUGACUGUAUUCGCGGGUUUUACUCUUCUUGCUGAGAUAAGUAACUUACAUGAGAUCCUACAUGGGAUCUUAGGCAUACUUGCUACAUCUAUUUUUGGUCAGGAGCUUUUCUUGCUUCAUUAUCAUUCAACUGAUCAUGUAGGACUUGAAGGUCAUUACCACUGGCUGUUGCAGCUUGUCGUGUGUAUUUCCCUUAUCUCGGCUCUUGUUGUCACUUGCUUCCCUUCUUGUUUCCCCGCAGCACUUGUUCUUUCGAUUUCAGUCAUUUUCCAAGGUGUUUGGUUUAUGAACAUGGGAUUUAGUCUAUGGUUUCCGCACUUUGUUCCACAAGGAUGUGUUAUGCAAUCAAGUGAAGGUCAUGAAAGCAGCUCUGUGCAUGGAGCGAUCAUGUGUCAAACGGAUGAAGCUGAUUCAAGAGCCCGAGCUAUGGCGAACUUGCAGUUUAGCUGGGUAAUUGCAGCUAUCUUGAUCAUUGUGUCUGGUAUUUCCCUUAUGUUCGCUAGAAAUCGAGCAGAUAGGACUCUGUUGUCUAAGUAUGAGCAGCUUCAGAAUAGAGGCAGAGACACCCCUGUAACAAUUAAUUGUUUGAAGUAAACUAGUAAAUAAAGAAAUGUACAUUAGGCAUCAAAUUGCCAACUUAAAUGAACUUCAAUGGAUGUGUCUUCAUGGUACUAGUUCUGUGUAUUGCAGUCACUAGACUGUCUAACCGUACUUAUCAAUUGAACGAAAGUUAACUUA
Molecule: messenger RNA, 1055 nt
Organism: Solanum verrucosum
Lineage: Eukaryota; Viridiplantae; Streptophyta; Magnoliopsida; Solanales; Solanaceae
Exons: 1
Coding region: 30-911 (293 amino acids)
Source: RefSeq, a predicted model, not a curated record